Messenger RNA from Mobula hypostoma (lesser devil ray), 8746 nucleotides. RefSeq lists its product as uncharacterized. NCBI's taxonomy places the organism in Eukaryota, Metazoa, Chordata, Chondrichthyes, Myliobatiformes, Myliobatidae. Gene Ontology annotation, molecular function: protein binding; serine-type endopeptidase activity. The transcript has 38 exons. The record is from RefSeq and is a predicted model, not a curated record. The coding region runs from base 126 to 6821 and encodes 2231 amino acids. Gene Ontology annotation, biological process: proteolysis.
UUUGUACACAGAAGGGAGCCGGUUUGUCAACUCCUGUCACCUCAUUAAUGGGCUGCUCUUUUUCCUUCUAUGUUUCUUCAGAUUUAAUUACUGGCUGAAACUUUACCGAUGUCAUCAGUGCAAGCAUGGAACUAAGUAAAGAGAUGGACAAACAGCCAGUCAUUGAACCAAAGGCAGAACUCAGGAAUGCACGUAACCUGAACGUGCUCUUAGCUGUGUUGUUGUUGUGUCUUGUUGUGGCUGCCAUCAUCCUGGGAGCUUAUUUUGGGAUACAUGGAUCUCAAAAAGAGCUCCCAUCCCAGCGACACUUUAUGAUAAAAGCUUCAACCUGCACACAUGGGAAUUACAUCUGCAACAAUGGCCAGUGCGUUACCAAGAUCAACCCAGAGUGUGACAAUGUAAUUGAUUGCUUGGACCAGUCAGAUGAGAUGGAAUGCAGCUGUGGUGCACCCCAACUAUCCAAUAGAAUUGUGGGGGGCGCAGAUGCUACUGAGGGUGAGUGGCCCUGGCAAGUCAGCCUGCGUUUAAUUAACUGGGGCCAUGGAUGUGGGGCCACGCUUGUGGCAGACACCUGGCUGAUCUCAGCUGCUCAUUGUUUUAUAAGCAAUCCAAAUCCACUGAGCUGGGAGGCAGAUUUGGGAACCAUCUAUAGAGACAGUCAACAUGCUACAACAGUGAGAAGGAGUAUUACGAGGAUCGUUUCUCACCCCUUAUUUGACAGAACAUCCCUUGAUUAUGACGUGGCUGUCGUGGAGUUAUCUAGCCCCGUAUCAUUCUCCAGAUCUAUCCAGCCUGUGUGCCUGCCAUCCCCCGUGCACAUCUUCCCCACAGGAAAGAACUGCAGUAUCACAGGAUGGGGAACCCUUAGAGAAGGAAGUGAUUAUUUAUCCAUCAUUCUCCAGGAAGCCCGUGUUCCAAUAUUCAAUAUGAGCGAAUGUGUCAAACUCAAUAGAUACCCUCUAACACCACGAAUGAUUUGUGCCGGAUUCUCAGCUGGUGGAGUGGACAGCUGUAAGGGUGAUUCUGGUGGCCCCUUGGUGUGUGAGGAGUCACCAGGCAAAUGGUUCCUGGCUGGUAUUGUGAGCUGGGGAGAAGGUUGCGCCCGACCAAACAGACCUGGUAUCUACACAAGAGUGACGGCGAUCCGGGACUGGGCCUUGCACAUAAUGACACAGUCUAAUGUAAUCACUACUACGGCUGAGACCGAAAGAGAACUGACCACUUCAGUGACAAAUAGGACCUCGACCUCCACUUUAGCAGUAGCAGAAAACUGCACACAUGGGAAUUACAUCUGCAACAACGGCCAGUGCCUUACCAAGAUCAACCCAGAAUGUGACAAUGUAAUUGAUUGCUUGGACCAGUCAGAUGAGAUGGAAUGCAGCUGUGGUGCACCCCAACUAUCCAAUAGAAUUGUGGGGGGCGCAGAUGCUACUGAGGGUGAGUGGCCCUGGCAAGUCAGCCUGCGUUUAAUUAACUGGGGCCAUUGGUGUGGGGCCACGCUUGUGGCAGACACCUGGCUGAUCUCAGCUGCUCAUUGUUUUGUAAGGAAUCCAAAUCCACUGAGCUGGGAGGCAGAUUUGGGAACCAUCUAUAGAGACAGUCAACAUGCUACAACAGUGAGAAGGAGUAUUACGAGGAUCGUUUCUCACCCCUUAUAUGACAGAACAUCCCCUGAUUACGACGUGGCUGUACUGGAGUUAUCUAGCCCUGUAUCAUUCUCCAGAUCUAUCCAGCCUGUGUGCCUGCCAUCCCCCGUGCACAACUUCCCCACAGGAAAGAACUGCAGUAUCACAGGAUGGGGAACCCUUAGAGAAGGAAGUGAUUAUUUAUCCAUCAUCCUCCAGGAAGCCCGUGUUCCAAUAUUCAAUAUGAGCGAAUGUGUCAAACUCAAUAGAUACCCUGUAACACCACGAAUGCUUUGUGCUGGAUUCUCAGCUGGUGGAGUGGACAGCUGUAAGGGUGAUUCUGGUGGCCCCUUGGUGUGUGAGGAGUCACCAGGCAAAUGGUUCCUGGCUGGUAUUGUGAGCUGGGGAGAAGGUUGCGCCCGACCAAACAGACCUGGUGUCUACACAAGAGUGACGGCGAUCCGGGACUGGGCCUUGCACGUAAUGACACAGUCCAAUGUAAUCACUACUACGGCUGAGACCAAAAGAGAACUGACCACUUCAGUGACAAAUAGGACCUCGACCUCCACUUUAGCAGUAGCAGAAAACUGCACACAUGGGAAUUACAUCUGCAACAACGGCCAGUGCCUUACCAAGAUCAACCCAGAAUGUGACAAUGUAAUUGAUUGCUUGGACCAGUCAGAUGAGAUGGAAUGCAGCUGUGGUGCACCCCAACUAUCCAAUAGAAUUGUGGGGGGCGCAGAUGCUACUGAGGGUGAGUGGCCCUGGCAAGUCAGCCUGCGUUUAAUUAACUGGGGCCAUGGAUGUGGGGCCACGCUUGUGGCAGACACCUGGCUGAUCUCAGCUGCUCAUUGUUUUAUAAGCAAUCCAAAUCCACUGAGCUGGGAGGCAGAUUUGGGAACCAUCUAUAGAGACAGUCAACAUGCUACAACAGUGAGAAGGAGUAUUACGAGGAUCGUUUCUCACCCCUUAUUUGACAGAACAUCCCUUGAUUAUGACGUGGCUGUCGUGGAGUUAUCUAGCCCCGUAUCAUUCUCCAGAUCUAUCCAGCCUGUGUGCCUGCCAUCCCCCGUGCACAUCUUCCCCACAGGAAAGAACUGCAGUAUCACAGGAUGGGGAACCCUUAGAGAAGGAAGUGAUUAUUUAUCCAUCAUUCUCCAGGAAGCCCGUGUUCCAAUAUUCAAUAUGAGCGAAUGUGUCAAACUCAAUAGAUACCCUCUAACACCACGAAUGCUUUGUGCCGGAUUCUCAGCUGGUGGAGUGGACAGCUGUAAGGGUGAUUCUGGUGGCCCCUUGGUGUGUGAGGAGUCACCAGGCAAAUGGUUCCUGGCUGGUAUUGUGAGCUGGGGAGAAGGUUGCGCCCGACCAAACAGACCUGGUAUCUACACAAGAGUGACGGCGAUCCGGGACUGGGCCUUGCACAUAAUGACACAGUCUAAUGUAAUCACUACUACGGCUGAGACCGAAAGAGAACUGACCACUUCAGUGACAAAUAGGACCUCGACCUCCACUUUAGCAGUAGCAGAAAACUGCACACAUGGGAAUUACAUCUGCAACAACGGCCAGUGCCUUACCAAGAUCAACCCAGAAUGUGACAAUGUAAUUGAUUGCUUGGACCAGUCAGAUGAGAUGGAAUGCAGCUGUGGUGCACCCCAACUAUCCAAUAGAAUUGUGGGGGGCGCAGAUGCUACUGAGGGUGAGUGGCCCUGGCAAGUCAGCCUGCGUUUAAUUAACUGGGGCCAUUGGUGUGGGGCCACGCUUGUGGCAGACACCUGGCUGAUCUCAGCUGCUCAUUGUUUUGUAAGGAAUCCAAAUCCACUGAGCUGGGAGGCAGAUUUGGGAACCAUCUAUAGAGACAGUCAACAUGCUACAACAGUGAGAAGGAGUAUUACGAGGAUCGUUUCUCACCCCUUAUAUGACAGAACAUCCCCUGAUUACGACGUGGCUGUACUGGAGUUAUCUAGCCCUGUAUCAUUCUCCAGAUCUAUCCAGCCUGUGUGCCUGCCAUCCCCCGUGCACAACUUCCCCACAGGAAAGAACUGCAGUAUCACAGGAUGGGGAACCCUUAGAGAAGGAAGUGAUUAUUUAUCCAUCAUCCUCCAGGAAGCCCGUGUUCCAAUAUUCAAUAUGAGCGAAUGUGUCAAACUCAAUAGAUACCCUGUAACACCACGAAUGCUUUGUGCUGGAUUCUCAGCUGGUGGAGUGGACAGCUGUAAGGGUGAUUCUGGUGGCCCCUUGGUGUGUGAGGAGUCACCAGGCAAAUGGUUCCUGGCUGGUAUUGUGAGCUGGGGAGAAGGUUGCGCCCGACCAAACAGACCUGGUGUCUACACAAGAGUGACGGCGAUCCGGGACUGGGCCUUGCACGUAAUGACACAGUCCAAUGUAAUCACUACUACGGCUGAGACCAAAAGAGAACUGACCACUUCAGUGACAAAUAGGACCUCGACCUCCACUUUAGCAGUAGCAGAAAACUGCACACAUGGGAAUUACAUCUGCAACAACGGCCAGUGCCUUACCAAGAUCAACCCAGAAUGUGACAAUGUAAUUGAUUGCUUGGACCAGUCAGAUGAGAUGGAAUGCAGCUGUGGUGCACCCCAACUAUCCAAUAGAAUUGUGGGGGGCGCAGAUGCUACUGAGGGUGAGUGGCCCUGGCAAGUCAGCCUGCGUUUAAUUAACUGGGGCCAUUGGUGUGGGGCCACGCUUGUGGCAGACACCUGGCUGAUCUCAGCUGCUCAUUGUUUUGUAAGGAAUCCAAAUCCACUGAGCUGGGAGGCAGAUUUGGGAACCAUCUAUAGAGACAGUCAACAUGCUACAACAGUGAGAAGGAGUAUUACGAGGAUCGUUUCUCACCCCUUAUAUGACAGAACAUCCCCUGAUUACGACGUGGCUGUACUGGAGUUAUCUAGCCCUGUAUCAUUCUCCAGAUCUAUCCAGCCUGUGUGCCUGCCAUCCCCCGUGCACAACUUCCCCACAGGAAAGAACUGCAGUAUCACAGGAUGGGGAACCCUUAGAGAAGGAAGUGAUUAUUUAUCCAUCAUCCUCCAGGAAGCCCGUGUUCCAAUAUUCAAUAUGAGCGAAUGUGUCAAACUCAAUAGAUACCCUGUAACACCACGAAUGCUUUGUGCUGGAUUCUCAGCUGGUGGAGUGGACAGCUGUAAGGGUGAUUCUGGUGGCCCCUUGGUGUGUGAGGAGUCACCAGGCAAAUGGUUCCUGGCUGGUAUUGUGAGCUGGGGAGAAGGUUGCGCCCGACCAAACAGACCUGGUGUCUACACAAGAGUGACGGCGAUCCGGGACUGGGCCUUGCACGUAAUGACACAGUCCAAUGUAAUCACUACUACGGCUGAGACCAAAAGAGAACUGACCACUUCAGUGACAAAUAGGACCUCGACCUCCACUUUAGCAGUAGAAAACUGCACACAUGGGAAUUACAUCUGCAACAACGGCCAGUGCCUUACCAAGAUCAACCCAGAAUGUGACAAUGUAAUUGAUUGCUUGGACCAGUCAGAUGAGAUGGAAUGCAGCUGUGGUGCACCCCAACUAUCCAAUAGAAUUGUGGGGGGCGCAGAUGCUACUGAGGGUGAGUGGCCCUGGCAAGUCAGCCUGCGUUUAAUUAACUGGGGCCAUUGGUGUGGGGCCACGCUUGUGGCAGACACCUGGCUGAUCUCAGCUGCUCAUUGUUUUGUAAGGAAUCCAAAUCCACUGAGCUGGGAGGCAGAUUUGGGAACCAUCUAUAGAGACAGUCAACAUGCUACAACAGUGAGAAGGAAUAUUACGAGGAUCGUUUCUCACCCCUUAUUUGACAGAAUAUCCGCUGAUUACGAUGUGGCUGUACUGGAGUUAUCUAGCCCUGUAUCAUUCUCCAGAUCUAUCCAGCCUGUGUGCCUGCCAUCCCCCGUGCAUAUCUUCCCCACAGGAAAGAACUGCAGUAUCACAGGAUGGGGAACCCUUAGAGAAAGAAGUGAUUAUUUACCCAUCAUUCUCCAGGAAGCCCGUGUUCCAAUAUUCAAUAUGAGCGAAUGUGUCAAACUCAAUAGAUACCGUGUAACACCACGAAUGCUUUGUGCCGGAUUCUCAGCUGGUGGAGUGGACAGCUGUAAGGGUGAUUCUGGUGGCCCCUUGGUGUGUGAGGAGUCACCAGGCAAAUGGUUCCUGGCUGGUAUUGUGAGCUGGGGAGAAGGUUGCGCCCGACCAAACAGACCUGGUGUCUACACAAGAGUGACGGCGAUCCGGGACUGGGCCUUGCACAUAAUGACACAGUCUAAUAUAAUUAGUUCUGCAUCUGAGAUCGAAAGAGAACAGACCACUUCAGUGAUAAAUAGGACCUCGACCUCCACUUUAGCAGUAGAGGUUAAUUGUACAGACACUACUUUCAAGUGUUCUGACAAUAAUUGCAUCAAUAAACACAACGCAGAGUGUGAUGGUGUCAGAGAUUGUACUACAGGUUCUGAUGAGUUAAACUGCAAUUGCGGAUCUACACCUCUAAUGGUCAACACGAAGAUUGUGGGCGGAGUAAACAGCAAACUUGGAGAGUUUCCCUGGCAAGUCAGUCUACAUAUGACAUGGAAAGGGCACACAUGUGGAGGAACUCUGAUCUCUCCCGAAUGGGUGGUCACUGCUGCCCACUGCUUUAUAACUCAGAAGAAUCCACUUUAUUGGAGUGGUUACCUGGGAUCAAUAUACUUAACAGGAUUUCGAGGCACCAGAGUAACCUUCAAACGCAUAAUCAUUCACCCAUCCUUCAGAGGCUUCACCCUGGAUUAUGAUAUUGCCCUCCUGCAACUAUCCUCACCUGUUAACACCACCAAGACCAUUCAAUCUGCCUGUCUACCCUCAUCCUCCCACAGGUUUUCCAAAGGAAUGACAUGCUUUAUUACAGGCUGGGGCCUUACAAGUGAAGGGGGUAGAUUGUCUUACCUGCUGAAGAAAGCCAAAGUGGAUUUGAUUAGUGACCCCUCGUGUCAUGAACUAUACGGUAGUCAAAUCUCUCCUCGAAUGCUCUGCGCUGGAAAAGUGACAGGAGGAGUGGACUCAUGCAAGGGAGAUUCUGGUGGUCCACUUAUUUGCAGGGAAUCUUCAGGAAAGUGGUUCCUUUUUGGAAUUACAAGUUGGGGAGAAGGUUGUGCAAGGCCAAACGCACCUGGCGUCUACAGCAGAAUCACAGCCCUUCGAAACUUCAUUGAAAGCCAUGUUUUCUGAAAGCUGAAAGGAUCUACCAUUAUUUCUGAUUCACCAGAUGCAUUGAAUUUUGAUACUGAACAUGUGAUUUCAGCUGGGGCUGUGGGACUUGAUCAAUUCUCUUAGUUUUUGACAUCCAGUGAUCAGCUCUUGCAGCAUUCAGUUUCUCCACUGUUUCACUUGUGAAUGAGUAUAUGGAUUUUAUUGAAGUAUAAUGUACUGUACAUGAAGGUGAUCUACUGAUGUUCUUUAAACUGUGUUUAUGCCUCAUGACUCUAACAAACCAAAUCAGAUAAUAGAUAUUGUAUUAUAUACUAUCAAUUAGUGCAUAAUGACCCAGAGAUGUCUUUUGUCAGUUUUGGACCUGAGGUAUCUAUAAAUGUUUCAGGGUAAAUAAAUCCAAGGGCAGAUGUUAGAAUAUAGGGGUAAUCUAUAUUUAAUCUAUUCUCUGCACUGCACCAACAUUAAGAUCUCCUUAAGGUAGCUUUUCUGAAGAGUCUGGGUGGGACAGAAAAUCUGUGAUAGUCCACUCCCAAAAAAACAAAAACUAGAAUUUUGUUUUGUUGAUAUUAUUGAAUAAAUAUUUAAUGUGCAUUGUUCAAAUCAUUAACCCAUCAAGAAGCUGAGAGGAGUUGCGCACAGAACACAUAAACACAGUGGAUCACAGACAGUAUUUUCAUUCUUUUAAGAGAAACAAUCAUAAACUGAGAAUUUUAUCAGGCAAGGGCUGGUGCAUUAUUUACACGUGUAUGUUAUUCACGGGCAAAUCAUAUAUUACUGAAGGAUCUCUUUGACUUAAUUGUUCCUUUGAUUUGAAAUAAUUAUAUAAUAUAUAUACACACACAUUGUAUAUUGGAGGUUAGUUAAAAUUUUAUUUGCAAUGGUAAAUUUGUUCAAAAUAACUCAUUAUUUGUGUGACCAGGUGCUGUUGGAUGGGUUUAAAAACCAUUACUUCAAAGGAAGCAACAGAAAUAUUAGCUUUGACACCAAAGAUUGACAGCUAGAGUUUAAAACAGGACAAUCAUACUUACGAAUUCUAGAUUCACUUCCUUCUUGGAAGCUGUAUAUCGAAACCCAAAUGCCAAGCCGAAGACUAGAAUUAUUUGUUAAGUAAGCAACAGGGGACCAUUAGAAGCAAGAAGUUCUACAAAAUUCAAGUAAAAUGAUAAAUUAACAGAAGAAUCCUGUAAGGGCAAGCACUAUUAUACCAACAUCAUUAUAUCAACAGUAAACUAAUAUAAAUAAACUUUGGUAAUGAAAGCAUGAAGUUAGUUGGAUAGGAAUGAUCUUUGAUGGUUAGCAAUAUCUGGGCAUAGCUUACACGAACAAGAGAAUCAAAUAUACCCAGAGAACAGAAGGAUAGGAAAGCGGGGGACAUGAUUAAAAAAAGAACAGCACUGUGGAACAGGAAAACAUCUAAAUACUGUGGGAACGUUUUGCCCCCUUUUGCUGAAUCAACUGUGGAUAGUAACCGUAUGUAUAAAAAUUAAAACUGUAACAAUGGAAAAUUUAAAGUUGGAUGAAGAAAAAUAAUGGCUUGAAGAAAAGGAAGUGAUUUACAAAAAUAAUGCAGGAUAAUUUGGUAAAGCAUAGCACACUAAUGACAGUAAUAAAUCAACAAAAUCCUGAGAAUCUUUACAAAUUUUAAACUACCUUAGGUAUUUUCUCAAGAAUACAUCUAAAGAUUUGAAUAUCUUAUACUUAUGGUGUGUACUUCUGAUCCACUAUUAAAGCAUAUAAUGGCAUUGGGAAGGUCAGUACAAUGGAAACUUAUUUUGUUGGAACUGGAUAUUGGAAUCUUUUGUAAAUGGCACAACAAAUACAUCUCAGAUCUGUGUCUUAAACCAAAACAUGUCUUAAGCUGCUUUUUUUUUGGGGGUAUGUGAAUAUACACAGUAAUAAAGAAAAAAAUUCAAUGAAUUUAACUCAAUCUAAUUUACUUCCUA